This is a messenger RNA of Juglans microcarpa x Juglans regia, 825 nucleotides long. RefSeq lists its product as uncharacterized. Lineage: Eukaryota; Viridiplantae; Streptophyta; Magnoliopsida; Fagales; Juglandaceae. The coding region runs from base 31 to 825 and encodes 264 amino acids. The record is from RefSeq and is a predicted model, not a curated record. The transcript has 4 exons.
UUCUCUCCAUGUACUUCAGUGCGAAGCUUGAUGACGGAAAGGAAGGUCGUCAGAGAACGCCUGGAAACUAUGCAUGCAAUCAUGACGGAAUACUUUAUUUUCUGCCAACAAAAGGGGGUACAGGUACAAACGCAAACCAUUGAAAUGAACUCUAUUAGGGAGGGAAUCCUAAAACUCAUCUCUAAAUAUGGGAUCAGGAAGCUUGUCAUAGGAUCAACAUCGGCCAAUCACUAUAAAAGAAAAGUGGAAGUGGGGUCUAAGAAAGCGAAGUAUGUGUGUAAAACUGCACCUCUCUCGUGUCAAGUACAAGUCAUUUGCAAGGGCCACCUCAUAUUUACCAGGGAAGCAAGUGCAGCAGACACUGAAACUGGACAAUCAAACCUAAAUAGAUCACGGUCUGGUCCUUCGGGGUACAACAACAGGGUCGGCAGUCCCGUAAUUGAAUGCUCAGACUUCCCCAAAUUACGGUCUGUUACGGUUGGGCGCAAUAGGAGCUCUACUCUGGCUGCUCUAAUUGCUCCUUUCCCGGAACGUUCUAAAGAGCUUUCAUCUCCAACUAGUCCUGGGGAUUCUAGUUACUCAGCAAGCUCUCCCACAAGACCGGUUGAAAUAACUCUAAAUGGAUGGAAUGAUAGAAAUGGCAAAGCAUUGCAGUACAGCUGCUCACUCUCUCCGCCAGCGGCUUUGGAUUAUUCAAGAAGCACCUCUACUCUGGAUCUCGCUCCUUCAGUUGUGCAACAAAGUCCGAGGUUGAUUCCCAGUUCAAGUAACAGAUCACCUUCUUCUAUUGGAGCUCACAAUGUUGUGGUAUGUGCAAAGCGUUGA